GCGCGCGCACGUGGAGGGUCGCUCGCUGCAGUAGCUCCUCUCUGCGUCGACCUCUCGGACGCGCUGCUCACGAGGGCUGGCAGUCUCGCUGGCGGAGUUCCCUGGGCUGGUUACUGACUUCGGAGUGCUGUGUGGAGGAAGUUUGCGCUGUGCUUAGGAUUCGUGUUUCGAAGGUAUUUAUGAAUAUGGUCUCCCCUGGCCCUUCUCGCCGCGCUCCUGGCUACCCUGGGGCCCUCCGCGGGGUCCCCAACCUCCACCUCCACCUUAGUUAUGAUAGGAGACCCCCCUGUGGUAAGGACCCCCGAGGAAAGGUUCGCCCUUUUGCCUCAACUGGGGUAUCCGUGGACGCCCAAGUACCUGCACAUGAAGCGGGAAGGGAACCAGUUCGUCAGGGUGCAUUACAUUGACGAAGGUCCUCGCGACGCGUCCGAAACCCUCUUACUCCUCCACGGAACCCCGGCUUGGUCUUACCUCUACCGGAAGACGAUCCCAACCCUCCUCGCUGCCGGAUACCGAGUCGUAGCCAUAGACCACAUCGGGUUCGGACGAUCGGACAAGCUCACGGAUCCGGAGGCUUAUACUCAUGAACUGCAUGUGGCAACAGUGGUUAACGCCGUACGCGAUCUCGACUUGCAGGGCGUGACGCUUGUGGGCCACGACAUCGGGGGCCCGACGGGGCUGAGCGCCUUAUCGCGGGACUCCGGCCGCUACCGCCGCGUGAUCCUGCUCAACACGUGGCUCCCUCAAGGCGACAUGUUCUCGUCCCUCUCGAGCAUCAAGGAGCACCUGCCCUACCUGUCCUUCCGCGGUCUCACCCAGGUCCUCGGCCGCAACUUGCCCGUGGAGACCGUCUUCUCCAUGGCCACGCAGGCGUCCGCCGCCGAACUGCAGGGCUACGUGGCGCCGUACCCCUUCGUCGCUGUACAUGGCGGGUCCCUCCCGAUGGCCGCUCUUGAUCCCGACGUCCUACUCCGACCCCAUGGGCGUCGAGAACCGGAGGGUCGCCGCGUUCCUCGAGGGGUGGGGCGGGCCUGCCCUCGUGGCCUACAGCGACAGGGAGGUCUUCACUCGCCCCGGUCAGGACCUCUUCCGCCGCCUCCUGCCCAGAGCCUGCACCGCCACGGUCAACGACGCAGGGCACUUCUUGCAGGAGGAUCAGGGACCUGCCGUGGCGCGUCUGAUCGUGCAGUUCAUCCACGGACAGUGUUGAUGCGCGAGUGAGGACUGCGAAAGGGAUGACUUAUUAUUAAUGAUAUUUUUUUUUUACAUUCAUAUGAUUGUUAUCACUUCAUCUUAACAUAGAUAUCGAUGCUUUUCUCUGUGAUGCUCCAAUUUAGGAGUAAUGUGAAUGCUACUGAAUGCAUAUACUUGUGCUACUUCGUAUGAUGAAAGAGAGAAGAUGGCUUUUUUUAGGCAUUACACUUUUAAUUUAUGUCGUUACAUAUUUAUUCUGUCCAUUUGUUGUAGGCGAUAGCCGAAUACCGCACAGUGAAAAUAAAGGGUGAUCCUGAUAA
Penaeus chinensis is the source of this 1514-nucleotide messenger RNA. Its product is annotated as haloalkane dehalogenase-like. The coding region runs from base 271 to 1221 and encodes 316 amino acids. NCBI's taxonomy places the organism in Eukaryota, Metazoa, Arthropoda, Malacostraca, Decapoda, Penaeidae. Gene Ontology annotation, molecular function: epoxide hydrolase activity. The record is from RefSeq and is a predicted model, not a curated record. The transcript has 4 exons.